ACCCCGGAACCGCGCCGUUCCACCCGCCUCUCGUUGGCCCGCGGCCAUGCCUCCGGGGGUCGGGUCGUCCCGGAUACACCUACCUCGCCCGUCCACCACCCCACACACAUCCUGGAAACGCCCGACUCUCAGCCCGGUCCGGGUCGGCCCACUGGGCUUGAUGUACCCAGGCCGCGCCGCAUCCAGCAUCCCGUCUUUGCCCAGGCUAGUCCCCACCGCGGUUCGGCCGCCCGGCCCCGGUCCUAUGUGGCCGCCACGCAAGAGGCCACCGCCCAGGCCAAGGUGGACCAGUGGCUCCAAUCCCAAGCCAGCCCGUCCCCCGGGCCCGCCUCCGGCUUGUCACCGACUUUGCGCACUUGUCGCUUGGACAGUCCGAUGCAUUUGACCCCGGCCAAUAUCAACGCGCGUUUGGACCUCGAAACCGAAGUGACUUUCCGGCCCCAUGCGGGCAUCAGUGUGACCGACUUGAGCACGGAUUCGGCCCAGGCGUUGAUCGCCCAGUGGGAAGACCGUGGGGCCGGGCCCGAGCGGCCAACUCCGGGCGUGGCCUCCACCCAGAUCUUGGCAUCGGUGGUGGCUUGCGUUCAAGUCCGAUCCCGACACGAGAAUCGGUCAAAGUUCGUGGAAGAGGAAUUGGCGCGAUUGGGCGCGCUCAUCACCGGCAAUCUGACCAAGAAGACCACGCAUCUCAUUUUCAAGGACGGCAGUUUGUCCACGUAUAACAAGGCCAAACGGCAAGGCUGCUUUAUCGUGUCAGUCCGGUGGGUUUUGACCAGUCGUGAUUUGGGAUACCGGGCCGAUGAAAGCCAGUUUCCUAGUGUGUCGUGUUCCCAGUAUGAUUCGCCCGGGUUGUUCCCCAAACUGCGCAAACUCAAGUCCAUGCAGCCCAAAAGUGACGAUGAAAUGCGGCAAUGGAUCGAGGCCCGCUCGCGUCGACGGGCCAAAGGUCGCGAACCCUCCUUCAUAGGUCCGCCCGAGGCGUCGCCGCUUUUCCGACCCGGGCCUCCACUCCAGUGGGUGCCGCCCAUUGAGCGGAGUCAAGAUAAAGAUGACAUUUUAAAUAUUUUGGACGAACUUCGCUCGCCCAUGCUUUGGACCUCGCCUAAGCCAGCCACGCCCCGCGCGGCAGGUACGCCCUUGGGCAGUCCAUGUUCCAGCGAAGACUUUGAUACGCCUUUAGCUCGUCGAUUAGUUAAGAAAUACUUCCGCACGCCCGUGCCUGACCCUCCGGGCACCCCAUUGAGUCGAUCGAAUUCGAAUGGCGCGAGCACGCCCGGCCUCCGAUCCCCUUUGACCCGCCCCAACGGCACGGAACCCGAACCUCAGAAUGACCCGGGACAUUCAAGUCCGGAACCCGAAUCCGCAUCGGAACCGGCUAGUUCACCGUUCUUCGCCAAAGCUAAGGGCCUGUCGAGUUCGUGUGAUAGAAAUAUUGAUCCGCCCAGACGGAAUUUAGCGGCAGAUGGUUGGCUGGCCGAGGAAAAGAUGGGUAAACAAUGUCGAGAAGCCAGUCUUUGGCAGAACCGUGAAGAGAAGAAGGCUCUUAUAACACCCAACAAACCAAUCCAACCCGUCAUUAAAAAAAAUCUCAAGUUCAAAAAACGCCACCAGUUGUUCUCCCAAAAUGAUUUACUCUCGGAAACUCCAGAUUUAGUCCAAACGGACGUGCUCAAACCCAUCGUUGAAAAUGUUCAUACUCAAGUAGCUGUCAAAACCGUACCCAAAACCAAGUCCAAGACCAAAAUCAUCAAGGAUCGUAGCCGCAUUGUCAUGGCUCAACCCCCUCGGAGAACUCAAAUCAAAGAACCGACCAAGCAUAUUCGAAAAGAAAAGAAGGUCAAGUGUCCAAAUGUGACCUCCUCCACAGCUUCCUCUUCGUCAUCUUUUCCCACGCAAGCGCGAAGAAUCCAACCCUCUCGUCGAAGUUCUGUCGAAUUCAUGACACCUAAAGUCAAGAAAUGCCCAAAGCGACCUCUUUGGUCCGAAAUUGUUUGCACGGCUUGUUCCGAAGAGGAAUUGACGGUGACUCGUCAAGUGUUGAAUACACUUGGCAAGUUCAAGUUAGCCUCCAAAGUGACACCCUCAACCAGCCACGUGAUUGUAGGCGGGGAUCAGGGUAGGUGGAGAACUAUCAACUGGUUGAAAGGCGUCCUUCAGGGUUGCUGGAUUGUCUCCAUCCAGUGGGUGCGGGAUUGUCUAGAGCAUGCUUAUCACGUGGACGAAGAACCUUAUGAACGCGUGGACUUGUCUACAGCUGUGCAACGGUGUCGUUUGGAUCGAACAUCGUUCGGUCAGGAUGUUUACAAAUCCGAUUUGUUUGCCUCCGUUGGACCUGUUUAUAUCAGAGCAUCCCGCACGCAUCAAGUGUCUCGGACAGAAUUGAAAGAACUGGUGCAAUUGGGAGGAGGUCAAGUGGUAAAACGAGCCCGAGAAGCUCAUGUGAUUAUAGGUGAAAGUGAAAAGACUGUCGACAUUGGGGGUGGCAAGACCCAUUUGCUGGAAUCCUGGAUCUUGGACUCGAUUCAGCAUCAUGAAAUUCAACCCGUAUCAGAUUAUCUGCUACAAUCAGCUUAACGCACAAAUGAACUUGAAGAAAAGAAACAACAGAACUUUCAGAAGCGAUUAUGCUGAGUUUCAUUGAAAAUCCAGUAUCAUUUCAUUUACAUGUAUUCAGGUUUCAAAUUUAACAUUUGACAAGAAUAAUUUGACAA
This is a messenger RNA of Tigriopus californicus, 2711 nucleotides long. RefSeq names its product microcephalin-like. The record is from RefSeq and is a predicted model, not a curated record. NCBI's taxonomy places the organism in Eukaryota, Metazoa, Arthropoda, Copepoda, Harpacticoida, Harpacticidae. The transcript has 2 exons. The coding region runs from base 376 to 2574 and encodes 732 amino acids. Gene Ontology annotation, biological process: mitotic cell cycle.